This is a messenger RNA of Struthio camelus australis, 3995 nucleotides long. It is a transcript of the gene DEDD, whose product is annotated as death effector domain containing. Gene Ontology annotation, molecular function: DNA binding; protein binding. The record is from RefSeq and is a predicted model, not a curated record. Gene Ontology annotation, biological process: extrinsic apoptotic signaling pathway via death domain receptors; apoptotic process; regulation of apoptotic process. Gene Ontology annotation, cellular component: nucleolus. NCBI's taxonomy places the organism in Eukaryota, Metazoa, Chordata, Aves, Struthioniformes, Struthionidae.
AGCCCCCCGGGCGGCCCUUCCCGCCGGGCGCGGGGGGAAGGCGCUGCUGGGAGAGGCCGCCCUCUGCCCGCUCCCCAAACCCCCCGGAUUUGUGGCUUUUCCUUGUAUUUUUUUUUAGGGGGGAGGGAAGGGAAAGGCAGAUUGACUUGUGGGGGAGGAAAGGUUUGUCCCUGAGCAGCACUUGCUGGACUUUCGACCAAGACACUUAAAAAGCUGGGCGUUCCCCACCUUCAGAGGAGGCCAAAUUUGCCUGGCCAGGGAGGAGGAGGGAAGGCAGGAGCAGAGCCGCGCACGCACCGGCGUGCGGGAGCUGCCGAGCUGGUGCAGCAUGUGAUAAUAAAAGGGAGGACGGAAGCGAGCAGAGUUUAGGAGCAAGCAAUGAAACGUUAACUGCCUUCUAGCUUCAGAAAACCCUAUUUUGAUGAUUUAGUUACAUAUUUUGGGAGCUUUAAUUUCUGGGAGAGUCAGAGUUUUUAUUUUUAGUAUUUAAUGCAAAUGUAGGACAGCGCAGCUGUACAAUUUGGGAACUGAGAGUGGAGAAGCUGGAAGAGCUGCUAGCUGUGUGACAGACCAGCUUACCGCUCCAUCUCCAGGCCCAGCUUUCAGAGAAGGCUCUCUCCUGGGAGAUAAGACUAGUGUUAAGGAGCUGGUGGAGAGAAGACAAGCACUAAAAGUUGUAAUUGUGAGUAAAUCAUGAAGGAGAAGGUAUGGGCUGAAUUUUAAAGUAACCUAGUUCAGAUUACCUUCUCUUGGCUUUUAUAUUAAGGUUUCUAACUUAACCCAAUUCAGUUUCUGGAAAAAGGUGUUGUAUUAAGAAAGCAAACUUAGAUUUAAAAUAUUCUGAACAGCCUGCCCAUCUCCUUGGUUUGUGAGGGUGGCAUAAAGUGCUGCUGGUAAGAAAGAAACAGUCGAAUUCUUCAAAAAUGGUGUCUUUAAAAGAAAUGACCUAGAGAGUGCAAGAUUGGUUCUGGACCUUCCUCUUCCUCCUCCCCCAUGUCAAUAAAUUAUUUUAGGGUGAAGUAGGAAAAAAGAAGGUUUAGGCAUCAGAGUUGUUAGAAAAAAAUCUCUUGGGUGGCUUCUGGCAAGUCUACCAGCUUUAACAUUGAACUCUGAAUUUGGAAGUUAGGCUUCCCUGAUAUAAGAGCCAUAUGUGAAACUCUUUGUAGGAGCUUAAGCAGUUUUAUUGGGUAGUUUAUUUAAAAAGUCAAGGAAAAAAGGGGAUAGAAGACUUCUUAAGAAUUCUUGUUUGGCCACUGUGUUCAAAUUGCCGUACCGGAACGGAUAUAAACAAGACAAGAAGAGCUUCUCAGUAAGGGAAGGCUCAGGGAGAGCGCACGGUGGUGGUUGAAUAGCUCCAGCUCAGCACUGAUUGGAGUUCCCUCUCAAGAAAAGGGUUGCAGCGAUCAGAAGGGCCUUGCGCUUCGCAGGGAACUGCGCAGCACGUGCCAAGACCAGCAGCUGUGUAAGAUGGCCUCCUUCAAGCGGAGCCGAGCGCAAGCCUGGCCGGAGGAGAGGGGGGACCGUGAGCACGGACUCUACAGCUUGCAUCGUAUGUUUGAUAUUGUGGGCACCCACCUGACCCACCGAGACGUACGCGUGUUAUCCUUCCUCUUUGUGGAUGUGAUCGACGACUACGAGAGGGGGAUGAUCCGCAGUGGCCGGGACUUCUUGCUGGCACUGGAAAGACAGGGCCGCUGCGAUGAGACCAACUUCCGGCAGGUGCUCCAGUUGCUCCGGAUUAUCACUCGCCAUGACCUACUGCCCUAUGUCACCCUGAAGAGGAGACGGGCUGUGUGUCCAGAUCUCGUAGACAAGUACCUAGAAGAGACGUCUAUUCGUUACGUGACACCCCGAGCUCACAGCGACACAGAGCAUGGUCUCGGUCACCCCCACAAAUCAGUGCCUCCCCACCACCCCGUGGUCUGCUGUUCCUCUGCGGGACCUCAGAUAUGUACCAAGAGGCCUGGCCGUGGGAGAGCCCUUCUCAGCAGCCAGCGUAAGAGGAGGAAGUCAGUGACACCGGACCCUAAAGAGAAACAGACCUGUGAUAUCCGCCUGCGAGUCCGAGCCGAAUACUGCCAGCAUGAAACAGCGCUUCAAGGCAACGUCUUCUCCAACAAGCAGGACCCCUUGGAGCGCCAGUUUGAGCGCUUCAACCAGGCCAACACCAUCUUAAAAUCCCGGGACCUGGGCUCUAUCAUCUGUGACAUAAAGUUCUCAGAGCUCACCUACCUCGAUGCGUUCUGGCGCGACUACAUAAACGGCUCUUUGCUGGAGGCCCUCAAGGGCGUCUUCAUCACGGACUCGCUCAAGCAAGCCGUGGGCCAUGAAGCCAUCAAACUGCUGGUUAAUGUGGACGAGGAGGAUUACGAGGUCGGGCGCCAGAAACUCCUGAGGAACUUGAUGCUGCAAACAGCCCCCUGACGCCCUGCCGGGCUGCAGCCUGGCUGCUCUUUGGGAUCCAAGCUUUUCUCCACCUUCCCCUCCUCCUCUUUUUUUUUUUUUUUCUUUUUUAAAAGAAAAGGAAAAGAUCAUUUAACACCCCCCUCCCCAUACCUGGACUCCUGCGAAGUACUUUGUGACUCUAGGACCCGGUUAAAUGUGAGGAAGAGUGUCUUGCUGCCAUGGCCAUGGCUCUGCAGGGCCCGUGGGCUCGCGCCACUGUGAGGGGAGAUGGGGCACUGCUCCCCUCGGCACUGGGAGCUCAGCUGGAGCGGGAGGGCCUGCCUGGGAGUGGGAAGUGGCCAUGGGCACUGCUGGAGGCUUACGUGUUUUCUUGCCCUUCUUUCCUGUCUUGUCAUCUUCUCUCUUGCUUUGUUUCCUUUCUCUUUUAUUUUGUAUCCAUUAAAAAAAAAAAAAGGCAAAAAUCCUGUGUGGGGCCUGUCAGUGACAGGGGCUGGGCUGGUGCUGAGAGCAGCUGUGGAUGAUGGGAUGCUGGAGGUUUAUAACAGGUUUCUGCCAGGUUUGGGGCAGCCUGAGCAGGGCAGCUUUGCCCCAGCUCUGCUGCAGUGUCCGCUGCCUGCCCAGGCAUGGGGUGGGGGCUGCCUUGGUGCUGGGCGAUGCCCCUCCAGCAGUGUCUCACCCUUUUUUCUCUCUCGUUCCAUCCCACUGUUGCCUCUGUGGGUUUCUCAGGAGUAAAAUCAUCCUUUUGCUUUGGUCUGUGCCCUUGGGACCAGCCAGGCUGUGUUCCCUGCAGUGUCCCCCCAGACCAUGUGCCUUCGUGCCCCCCUCCUCUGCUGGGGGGUGAGGGGGCAGGGGAGGGGGAAGCAUCACCCUCUGGCUGUGUCUCUACCUGGCCCCCAGGUGUGAGGGUUGGCCCUGUGCUGCUUCCCUCCCCUCCCCUCUGCUGCUGCCUGGCUCUGCUUCCUCCCAGCCCUGGCUCCUGCUGGCAAACUGGGUCGAAGCGAGGUGGUGCUGGGGAAGGCCUGGCUGGCCCCUUGCUGGUGCAGUCAGCCGAGCCUCUGCCUCGCUAAUGGGGGCUGCACGUUUUGGGGGGCGGCAGCACAUGCUGCUCCUUGGUCCACAGCCACCUGGCUCCUCCCAGGUCUCCAGAGGACUGUCACCUCAGGCCACUGAAAUGGCUGCAAUGGGCCCUGUCCUAUUGCUCCCUGGCUGCUUGUGGUGGGUUCCUAGGGUGGUUUUUUUUUCCAACUUAGCUGGUUUUUGUGUUUCUUUUUUCCCCUGUUGCUGCUUGGCUGCAGGCUCUUUCCUCCUGCUCCUGCUCCAGUGUGUGCGUUGAGGGGUGAAGCAGGGGCAUGUGAGGGCUUGUGCUUUGGGAUGGGAGGACCACCAUGGGGCAGCCCCCCCAGGACUGCUGUGGUGUGCAUGUGGUUCCCCCUUCCUCCCCUGUGCGCACACACACCCCUCUGGUUACAGACAAUUCUGGCACAACUUGGUGUAAUUUCUGUGACUUCUGUAUUUUUUAAAAAGUCAAUAUAACAGUCAUAUUCCCUGUGUAGCUUCCAGUUUUCUUGAAAUAAACAUCUACUGCAGUG